AUGAAGAUGAAGCUACAGCUCGUCCUGGUCGUGGCAGCGGCGGUCUGUGCUGCUUGCAACCCGCUGAAGAACCCCAGAGAGAAGAAGCAGCUGCUGCUCAUCUCCUUCGACGGCUUCAGGUGGGACUAUGACCAGGACGUGGACACGCCAAACAUGGACCAACUGUCUGUGGACGGGGUCAAGGCUAAAUACAUCACCCCCCCGAUGCUGACCAUGACGUCCCCGUCCCACUUCACCACCAUCACCGGAAGAUGGGUGGAGGACCAUGAAGUCGUCCACAACAUGAUGUUCAACACCACGACGAACCAGAAGGUUCCGCACAAAAAGACCCUGACCAGAUCGGAGUGGUGGGACAACGGAGCGCUGCCGUUAUGGAUCACAGCUCAGGACCAGGGUCUGAAAACUGCUUCGUUCCACUUCCCAGGAGGCGGGGUUGAGUACAACGGCCAAGCGGUUAACCGAGCGCUGGUCGAGGAGGUCGGUCACCCCGACGACAACGAAACUGAAUGGCGCGAGAACAUCGACACAGUGAUGAGCUGGUUCUCUGAGGAGGACUUCAACCUGGUGACGCUGUACUACGGUGAACCGGACAACGUGGGCCACGCCAAGGGGCCGGACCACCCUGACAGGAAGGAGAUCAUCCGGCAGAUUGACCGCACCAUCGGCUACCUGAGACACGCCAUCGAUCGGCACAAUCUGGCAGACAGUCUGGACGUCAUCAUCACCUCCGACCACGGCAUGACCACUGUCAAGAAGCGGCCGCAGGUGGACGAGAUCAUCCUCAACGAGUACCUGGAACUGCUGAAGCUCGCCAGCUUCGAGAUCCUGGACUACGGCGGGUUCGGCAUCCUGACACCCCGGCCGGGAAAGGAGCAGGAGGUUUUUGACAAGCUGUCCAACGCUCCAAAUCUGACGGUCUACAAGACAGACCAGAUGCCAGAGAGCUUUCACCUGGGUAGAAGCGAGCGACUUCCUCCCAUCGUCAUCAUCGCAGACCUAGGGUUCAACCUGAACUCUAGAUUCAUCGUCUACGUGAACAAGGGUGAUCACGGCUACCAUAACUGGGAGAUGGACAUGAAGACCAUCUUCUGGGCUUUUGGACCCAGCUUCAAGAAGAACUAUCUGUCUGAGCCGUUUGACAGCAUCCACAUCUAUCCUCUGAUGUGUAAACUGCUGCAGGUGGAACCAGCGCCUAAUAACGGCUCGCUGGCUGUAACGGAGGACAUGCUGCUGCCCGGAGGAGGAUCUCUGCGAGCUCGGCUGUCAGUCGCUCUGCUGCUGUCCACGCUGCUCUCCACCUUCACCAUCCUGUAACCGAACCGGAUCGGAACCACACAGGGAUCAGAACUUUAUCACCAACAUCUGAUUUACAGGGUUCAUCUCAGACAUCUGAUGAAUUUAAUA
Melanotaenia boesemani (Boeseman's rainbowfish) is the source of this 1404-nucleotide messenger RNA. RefSeq lists its product as uncharacterized. Lineage: Eukaryota; Metazoa; Chordata; Actinopteri; Atheriniformes; Melanotaeniidae. The record is from RefSeq and is a predicted model, not a curated record. The coding region runs from base 1 to 1314 and encodes 437 amino acids. The transcript is spliced from 5 exons.